This is a messenger RNA of Puccinia triticina, 1242 nucleotides long. RefSeq lists its product as uncharacterized. The coding region runs from base 1 to 1242 and encodes 413 amino acids. The transcript is spliced from 9 exons. Gene Ontology annotation, cellular component: plasma membrane; endoplasmic reticulum membrane. Gene Ontology annotation, molecular function: glucosidase activity. The record is from RefSeq and is a predicted model, not a curated record. Lineage: Eukaryota; Fungi; Basidiomycota; Pucciniomycetes; Pucciniales; Pucciniaceae. Gene Ontology annotation, biological process: (1->6)-beta-D-glucan biosynthetic process; fungal-type cell wall organization.
AUGAGCCGGAAAGGCUUCGACGGAACACAGUAUAAUUUGGUUUUCUCUGACGAGUUCUCAACGGACGGUCGCACUUUCUGGCCGGGGGAUGACCCUUACUGGGAAGCUGUCGACUUGCAUUAUUGGGCCACUGGUAACUUGGAAUGGUUUGACCCCGACGCCAUCACGACAAACAACGGCAACCUGAACAUUACCCUCACUAAGGAAAUGAUCCACGACCUGAACUACCGGUCAGGAAUGCUUCAAUCAUGGAACAAAUUUUGUUUCACUGGAGGUUACAUCGAGGUUUCGAUCAGCUUGCCUGGAUCACCCAGAAUUUCUGGUUUCUGGCCAGGAGCUUGGACAAUGGGCAACCUCGGAAGAGCUGGUUAUGGCGCAACAACAGAUGGAACGUGGCCUUACUCUUACAACUCUUGUGACCUCGGGACUUUACAAAACCAAACUAACGUAGCUCGAACAGGACCAGCAGCUGCUUUGCGUGCGCCGGGUGGAGGGUCGUUGUCGUUCCUCCCCGGACAAAAGUUGUCUUCUUGUACUUGUCCAGGUGGCGACCAUCCAGGGCCUAGCGUAAAAGCCGGCAGGGGAUCCCCAGAGAUCGACAUUAUCGAAGCACAAAUCACGGCGCCCGGCAGCGGUGUGAAUAUUGGACAAGCCUCACAAUCCGUACAAUUCGCACCAUUCGAUGACGGAUACAAUUGGAAAGAGGAUGGAGCGACAGUUUAUAAUCCGCGAACUUCCGCCAUUAACACCUAUAAGGGCGGGAUUUAUCAAGAAGCCGUGUCCGUUGUUUCGACAACUGAUCAAACUGCAUAUGAAGCUACCGGCGGUAAAUUUCAAACAUUUGGAUUUGAAUAUACGACAGGUCCUAAAGGCUCGAUUACCUGGUCAGUUGGAGAUACUGCAACAUGGAGCAUGGCCUCAUCGGCUGUUGGACCCAAUCCAAACGUUCAGAUUUCGCAGCGAGUUGUUAGCGAAGAACCUAUGUAUAUUAUUCUGAACCUGGCUAUUUCUGAAGCAUUCCAGACGGUCGAUGUUGCACAUCUGCCGACACCAGCUCGAAUGCUAGUUGAUUACGUGCGGGUGUACCAGAAACAAGGACAAGAGAACAUUGGUUGUUCACCGAAGAAUUUUCCAACUGAAAGUUACAUCAACAAGCACAUUAACGCUUACACCAAUCCAAACCUGACUACUUGGGAUCAAGCUGGUUACACAUUUCCCAAAAAUUCACUUACAGGCUGCUAA